AUGAACGCUCAAAUAUUCCUGUUUACACUACUCUCAAUAACUCUAGAACACUUUGCACAAGCAGAAUUUCAACAUAGUUUAGAAAUCACAGAUAUUUUGCCAGAAGACAUAAAACGUUACGAUAAAAUGAGACCGCCCAAAAAAGAGGGACAACCAACGAUAGUUUAUUUUCAUGUCACCGUCAUGGGUUUAGAUUCCAUUGAUGAAAACUCCAUGACCUAUGUAGCGGAUAUAUUUUUUGCGCAGACCUGGAAGGAUCAUCGUUUAAGACUGCCCGAAAAUAUGACACAAGAAUAUCGUUUAUUAGAGGUGGAUUGGCUAAAACGUUUAUGGCGUCCAGAUUCAUUUUUCAAAAAUGCCAAAUCGGUAACAUUUCAAACGAUGACCAUACCGAAUCAUUAUAUGUGGCUGUAUAAAGAUAAAACUAUAUUGUACAUGGUGAAAUUGACCCUAAAGCUGUCGUGUAUUAUGAAUUUUGCCAUUUAUCCGCAUGAUACACAGGAGUGUAAACUACAAAUGGAAAGUUUGUCCCACACCACGGAUGACAUGAUAUUUCAAUGGGAUCCCACCACACCUUUAGUGGUAGAUGAAAACAUCGAAUUGCCUCAGGUGGCGCUGAUACAUAAUGAAACGGCCGAUUGUACUCAAGUCUAUUCGACUGGUAACUUUACCUGCCUGGAAGUGGUGUUCACUUUAAAAAGACGUCUGGUUUAUUAUGUUUUCAAUACCUAUAUACCCACUUGUAUGAUUGUUAUAAUGUCUUGGGUAUCAUUUUGGAUUAAACCAGAGGCUGCUCCUGCCCGGGUUACUUUGGGUGUCACUUCUCUGCUAACUUUAUCAACGCAACAUGCGAAAUCUCAAUCAUCACUACCGCCUGUAUCGUAUUUAAAAGCAGUAGAUGCUUUCAUGUCCGUGUGUACGGUUUUCGUGUUUAUGGCUCUUAUGGAGUAUUGUCUAAUCAACAUCGUCUUAAGUGAUACACCCAUACCAAAACCUAUAGCUUAUCCUCCUAAACCCAAACCGGAAGAAGCUAAAAAGGAGGAGGCGAAACCAGAGCCGCCACCACCACCAGCUCAUCCACCGCUAACCGAUGAAAAAAUAGAGAAAAUCUUUGAUGAAAUGACAAAAAAUAAAAGGUCUCAUUUAGGCCAUGGCCAUAGUCAUAGCCACUCUCAUACCCACACCACACGUCGUGUUAUGCGUCCACCAAUCGAUGCCGAUGGUCCUUGGAUACCUCGUCAAGAAUCUCGCAUUAUUUUAACACCCACAAUAGCACCGCCACCAACACCAGCACCCAAACCCGUUGAACCCGAACCACCCAAACCAAAAUUAACACCUCAACAGGAACGUUUAAAACGUGCCAUCUAUAUAGAUCGUACUUCUCGUGUAGCAUUUCCCGCUUUAUUUGCCUCUCUAAAUGCCAUCUAUUGGAUUGUAUUUUAUGAAUAUCUUUAAGAAGUUUAAAAGAAAUGCACUAGCACUGUAUUGUAGUGUUUUAGAAAUGAAACUUAAUUUAAGUAUCAAACUAAAAAUUUCGAAAAAAACACAAUGUUGUUUUAGGGUUAAAGUAUUGCCUGUAUUUAAGUUAGUUUUCAAAAGACACACUCUACGUGAACAUCUGCGUAUUGGCCCAUUUCACGGUGGUCUUUUUCAACAACUGGAUUGACUCACCAUCAGAGAUACAAACUGAGCAGGCUCAAAUCGACGGGCAACUGGCCACCCGUAGUAUCAGACUAAGUGGUCCUCUGAUUAGUACCCAAGAAAAGUUCGACGAGUUACUUGACGUCACUAGUCUAUAGUCUCGGCAGACAAGAGUUACUGGUAGCACCUCUUUACCACGAGAUAACAAAACACCAAGAGGAACUACAGCCGAUUUUAGUUUUCUUAUAUAAAAAUCGAUAAAAAUCGAUUUUGCAUGGAAAAUAUAAGUGAUCUCAGAUUUUUACUAUUUUCUCGAUU
Molecule: messenger RNA, 1959 nt
Organism: Lucilia cuprina (Australian sheep blowfly)
Lineage: Eukaryota; Metazoa; Arthropoda; Insecta; Diptera; Calliphoridae
Gene: ort
Product: glycine receptor subunit alpha-4
Exons: 4
Coding region: 1-1455 (484 amino acids)
Biological process (GO): chemical synaptic transmission; regulation of membrane potential; nervous system process
Cellular component (GO): synapse; neuron projection; membrane
Molecular function (GO): transmembrane signaling receptor activity; extracellular ligand-gated monoatomic ion channel activity; chloride channel activity
Source: RefSeq, a predicted model, not a curated record